AUGAACAAUUCCCAAUCUUUUGUUUCUCCAACUCCUUCUCCAUCAAAUUCUCCUCGAUCUAAUACCAUGCUUUAUCUUGAAUUAUCAGCUAUGAUAUGCAUUUGCAUCGUGGUAACUCUUUUAUUCUUCUUACUUCAUAAAAAUCGUAAUAGGCAACGCGAUCGCCUUCGAAUUCGAGAGCGUGAGGGUAGCGAUUCCGAUCCAGAAACCCGAGAAAGGCAGGGAAUAGCGCAGGAAGCCUUGGAGCAAUUACUACCUCUCACAAAUUAUGGUCACCAGCUGGAUAAAUCAGAGAACUCAAGUUACUGUGUCAUUUGCUUGGAAAGUUUCACCGAUGGCGAACCUUGCCGAGUUUUUCCUGUGUGCAACCAUAUUUUUCAUUCAAGUUGCAUUGACGCCUGGUUGAAGGAUCAUUUAACCUGUCCCGUUUGUCGAAUUAGCUGCAAGGCAAAUGUGUAG
Messenger RNA from Pistacia vera, 459 nucleotides. Its product is annotated as E3 ubiquitin-protein ligase ATL76-like. The transcript has a single exon. Bases 1 to 459 code for a protein of 152 amino acids. Lineage: Eukaryota; Viridiplantae; Streptophyta; Magnoliopsida; Sapindales; Anacardiaceae. The record is from RefSeq and is a predicted model, not a curated record.